GGUGUCUCAUUCUCGUGAUGUCCCUCGCACCACACCGUAGUUCUCCCUCCCUCUCGAGGGAGGAAAGUUUGGACAACCGCAAGUGUUAAAUUCUCUUGCACCAAGGAUUUCGAUGACCUGCAAGAAACAUAACAAAGAAAAAGCCCUUCAAAAACACAACAACUCAUAUGUAAGAUGACACAUACAAAUGUGUCUGGAGCUGAAAAGAAAAUGGCUUCUCAGUGGACUCGUGCAAACAGUGCAGAGAAGGAGGUGCCCCACACUCGAAUUGAGGAUGAAUCCAACAUACAGAAAAUCUAUUCCUUUGGGAGGAAAUUAGGUCAAGGCAACUUUGGCGUCGUUUGUGAAGCCACUCACAUUGAGACGCAGAGGAAAUGGGCAAUUAAGAAGGUGAACAAAGAGAAGGCAGGCAGUUCCGGCGUGAAACAUCUGGAAAGAGAAGUCAGCAUCAUGAAAAAAGUGAAACAUGAACAUAUUAUACAUCUGGAGGAAGUCUUUGAGACACCAAAGAGGAUGUACCUUGUGACUGAACUUUGUGAAGGAGGCGAUCUAAAGGAUCUCCUGCAGAAGAACAAGCACUUUUCUGAGGAGGAGACCAGACACAUCAUCAAAAGCUUAUCUGAAGCUAUUGUAUAUCUGCACAAAAAAGACAUUGUUCAUCGUGACCUCAAACUGGAAAACAUUCUUGUGAAGAGUUGUCACCACGGCAACGAUAACGAUAUGGUCAAUAUCAAGGUCACAGAUUUCGGACUCUCUGUGCAGAAGGGCGGUGUGGGCAGUGAAAACAUGCUGCAGGCCACUUGUGGGACACCUAUGUACAUGGCACCUGAGGUGAUUAAUGGUCACGAAUACAGCCAACAGUGUGACUUGUGGAGCAUCGGCGUCAUCAUGUACAUGCUGUUGUGUGGAGAGCCUCCAUUCAUAUACAGCUCUAAGGAAAGGCUUUCUGAGAUGAUUAUGAAAGGAGAGCUCACUUUCCCUGGCCCUGUGUGGCACACCAUUAGUGAUGCAGCCAAAAAUGUAAUACGGUGUUUGUUAAAAGUUGACCCAGCUCACCGCAUCACAGCCAAUGAGCUGCUAGAUAACCCUUGGAUUUCGGGGGACACCUCAACCACUGUUACACAAACAAACGUCUUAGUGAUGAUGCGUGAUGCGCUCCGGAAUGCUCCAAAGGACGAAGAGAGUGUGGAGAUGAACGAGGCACUGCACAGCUUCUCUCUCACUUCCUCUCAGGAUAAAGGGUCAGGGCAGAGUACUUCUGAAGAACUCUCAGUAACCCCAGCACCUCUUGAUGACAUCACAGACAGCAGCAGUAGCAGCAAACCCUCCACCCCAAACAAGAAGCCUCUGAAGAAAAAACUAUCAGCCUCAUCCUCUAAUGGUGUUAAGAAGAGUGCGUCUGGUGCAAAGGCCUGCAGCACCAAUACAUCCACUGCACAGGUAACAAACCCCCUGCUCAGCCAAGCACAAAAAGCUACAGCAAGGCCUCCUCCAUCUCGGGAUCCUGUCUCAAAACAUCAUCGGCAGAAGCAGCCGCUGCAGCAUCCAACUCAAGCAAGCGCGAAAGCUUGUCCCCACGUCCCUCCACCUCUUCUAUCCACCGUUCCACCAAUCCGGCUUUUGGCUUCCGGGCUAAAAAACGCAGCUAGACCUCGCGGAUUCAUCCAGUGCCAAAGAUGAGGAAGUCCUGGGGGUCACUGUGGCGUAGAGGGCCCGCCGGAUACACAAAUGACUCUUUAAGCCAAACCAGUGAAUCAAAAGUAAAACUACUUCCUCCAAUGUGAAUGCAUUUUUAGUCUUCUUAGUAGGAUGUAUUUUAAUAGUUAUUUUGCCCUUUGUAUGAGUUAGACAGAGGCCUUUUCUUUUGAGGAUGAGCUGCUAGGUUUUUCGGGGGGUUGGUUGCUGCUUUAUUUUUAUGGACCUGGAACAGAUGAACUCAUCACUGGAAGAGCCCUGCAUGGCACGAGAUCGAUUUGCCUGUUCAUGGCAAGGCGCAUAAGUCAUUUUGAAGCACAUUGAAAUGCUAUUAGGGAAUGAAUUCUCUAUAGAGAAUAAAGGAAGUUCAGAACUGUGAAGAAUAUAACAGGGUUUAAUAGCUUUAGCUCUAUGUUUUGCAAUGGUAAUUAGGCAAUAACGGUAAUUUUAUGCAAUAUUCAAAAGGAACAUGGUAUUUACCACUUUCAAACUAAAGCAAAUGCCACAACAGUACAUGUAACAGCUAUCCUGAUGGACUUCAGGUAUUCUGUCUAUUCAUUUUAUGAAGAUCUGUUGUUUCCUCUGAUGUUGUGUUGAUAACACCGCUCACCAUUUGCCAAAUCACAUCAGGUAGCUGUUGUAUAUGAAUAGUUCUUUUUUGUUAUCCAUUAAAAUGAAACCAUCCAACAGUAA
This is a messenger RNA of Megalobrama amblycephala (Wuchang bream), 2388 nucleotides long. It is a transcript of the gene stk33, whose product is annotated as serine/threonine kinase 33. NCBI's taxonomy places the organism in Eukaryota, Metazoa, Chordata, Actinopteri, Cypriniformes, Xenocyprididae. Gene Ontology annotation, molecular function: protein kinase activity; ATP binding. Gene Ontology annotation, biological process: protein phosphorylation. The transcript has 13 exons. The coding region runs from base 175 to 1680 and encodes 501 amino acids. The record is from RefSeq and is a predicted model, not a curated record.